AUAAUUAUUUGCGCUGAGUGUAUUACUAUGAAAGAUCCAACUUAAAGCCUCUGAACAUUGAGAGUAAAUUAAUUUGUGAUUUACUUCUUAAUUACCAAUUUUCCUCAUUGCUUUCUUUUUAUGAUGCUUCCUUAAGUGAAUUUAUAAAAAUUGUUUUCCUUCACAUAUUUCAUUUUAUUUAGUUUUAUCUUCUCCAACUUUCAAUUGUGAUUUGUUUACAUUUUGUUCAUUGUUUUUGUACUAGUCUCAUGUUCGAUGGGUAACACUAAUACAUCUCAGGUUAAACGUGACCGCAACUAUUUUUAUACAAUUGAUGGCGUUAAUCAUCCUCGAGACUCCUCUAGUUCACCGCGAGCUGAUGAUUCUAAAGCAUUUGAUUUCAUUGGUGGUCGAAAAAAACCGUUGCUUUGCUAUCAAUCCUCUGCUGAAUACAGUGUAGAUGAUGGCUAUGAUGAAUGCAAAAUCCGCCCUCGAGCAUCGACUAUCAGUCAAGGAACAUCUAUUGAUGAAAAUGCUCUUCCAACUGUAUUUAAGUGGGAAGGAGGAGGAAAAGAGGUUUUCAUCUCUGGAACUUUCAGUGACUGGAAGCCAAUCAAAAUGGUUCACAGCCAUGAUGAUUUUGUGGCUAUCGUAGAUGUGCCAGAGGGUGUCCAUCAAUAUAAAUAUAUAGUUGAUGGCACUGAAACUGUUAACUCGAAUGCAACCUUGGAUGAAGAAAAAACGAAAAACGUCAUAAAUGUUAAAAAAAGUGAUUUUGAAGUUUUUGAAGCUCUUGCUAUGGAUCUGGCCGCAAACACUAAUAGUAAUCAAACUCAGCUUAGUGGAUCUCCACCAGGCUCUUAUUCUCAGGAAUUUCCUUCUUCCAUGCUGCAAAAAUUAGGAAAUCCAAGAACUAGUGGUCAAGGUGGUAAUCAAGGCGCUGGUCCUCCAAUAUUACCUCCUCAUUUGUUACAAGUUAUGCUGAACAACCCAACUUUAACCUCUGGUGAUCCAACAUUCUUACCACAACCAAAUCACGUCAUGUUGAAUCAUUUGUAUGCCUUGUCAAUCAAAGAUGGUGUUAUGGUUUUAAGCUGCACCAACAGAUACAGGAGAAAAUACGUAACUACUCUGUUGUACAAACCAAUUUAAGGCCAACCCUUUAAGACCCUUCAAUGGAUUGUCAUCCGAUCUCCGAAGGUGCAAAGCAAUGUUUUUGAAUCAUUAAAAAUAGAAUGUAAUAUUUACAAUACGAAAGAAUCUGAAAAGCUAUGAGGAUACCAGGAAAAUCCUCCUUUAUUCAUCUACCCGGCAUUACUAAUCAUGAAAAAAAAGAAUUUAUUAAUUAGUGUUAACGUGCAAGAAGAAAUUAAAGUCAUAAUGUAUGUCAUGUAAUUUGAAAAAAAAGUUGCAAUCCGAUUAAAAUUUUUACAAUUGUGA
Tetranychus urticae (two-spotted spider mite) is the source of this 1419-nucleotide messenger RNA. It is a transcript of the gene alc, whose product is annotated as 5'-AMP-activated protein kinase subunit beta-1. Lineage: Eukaryota; Metazoa; Arthropoda; Arachnida; Trombidiformes; Tetranychidae. Gene Ontology annotation, cellular component: nucleotide-activated protein kinase complex; nucleus; cytoplasm. Gene Ontology annotation, molecular function: protein kinase binding. The record is from RefSeq and is a predicted model, not a curated record. Gene Ontology annotation, biological process: signal transduction.